Messenger RNA from Strongylocentrotus purpuratus (purple sea urchin), 1206 nucleotides. Its product is annotated as putative ankyrin repeat protein RF_0381. Gene Ontology annotation, biological process: protein localization to T-tubule; regulation of cardiac muscle contraction. Gene Ontology annotation, molecular function: protein binding. Gene Ontology annotation, cellular component: T-tubule. The transcript is spliced from 5 exons. NCBI's taxonomy places the organism in Eukaryota, Metazoa, Echinodermata, Echinoidea, Camarodonta, Strongylocentrotidae. Bases 1 to 1206 code for a protein of 401 amino acids. The record is from RefSeq and is a predicted model, not a curated record.
AUGACUGCACUACACAGUGCUACUCAGGAGGGUCAUCUUAAUGUCAUCAAAUAUCUCAUCAGUCAUGGAGCAAAUGUGAAUAAGGGAGAUAAUGACGGAAGAACUGCACUACACAGUGCUGCUCAGGAGGGUCAUCUUGAUGUCAUCAAAUAUCUCAUCAGUCAUGGCGCUGAGUAUCUCAUCAGUCAUGGAGCAAAUGUGAAUAAGGGAGAUAAUGACGGAAGAACUGCACUACACAGUGCUGCUCAGGAGGGUCAUCUUGAUGUCAUCAAAUAUCUCAUCAGUCAUGGCGCUGAGGUGAAUAAUGGACAAAAUGACGGUUGGACAGUAUUACACAGUGCUGCCUUUUAUGGUCAUCUUGAUGUCACCAAAUAUCUCAUCAGUCAUGAAGCUGAUGUGAAUAAAGGAGAUAAUGAUUAUACAGCAUUACACGGUGCUGCUCAGGAGGGUCAUCUUGAUGUAACCAAAUAUCUCGUCAGUCACGGAGCUGAUGUGAAUAAGGGAUAUAAUGACGGCAGGACUGCAUUACACAUUGCUUCCCAGAAGGGUCUUCUUGAUGUAACCAAAUAUCUCAUCAGUCAUGGAGCUGAGGUGAAUAAUCGAAGAAAUGACGGUUGGACAGUAUUACACAGUGUUGCCGUCAAUGCUGAUGUGAAUAAGGGAGAUAAUUACGGCAGGACUUCACUACACAGUGCUGCUCAGGAAGGUCAUCUUGAUGUCACCAAAUAUCUCAUCAGUCAUGGAGCUGAGGUGAAUAAUGGAAGAAAUGACGGUUGGGCAGUAUUACAGAGUGCUGCUUUCAAUGGUCAUCUUGAUGUCACCAAAUGUCUCAUCAGUCUAGGAGCUGAUGUGAAUGAGGGAGAUAAUGACGACUGGACUGGUCAUAUUGAUGUCACCAAAUAUCUCAUCAGUCAAGGAGCCGAUGUGAAUAAGGGAGAUAAUUACGGUAGGACUUCCCUACAUAGUGCUCUCGAUCAGAAUGAUUUAACGGAUAUCCAUCUUGCCAUCCAAAACGGUCAUACAUCCACUAUUGAGAAGUUAGUUUCUGAGGGAGCUGAUCUCAAUGUCCAGUCAACUGACGGCCAGACAUGUCUCCAUAAAGCCAUUAAACUCUGCUAUAAGAGCAAGAAGGUUAUGCAUGAAACGGAUACACUUCAAGAGGUGAGUUGUACCCCAGGAACACAAACGAGACCGACACUAGACUGA